GACAGUGGGACAAUGCGCCACGAAAAGAAGCUUCACUGUCGGCUUACUCUGACUUUUCUUCACUCUGUUCCAUUCCCUAAUUUCCCUGUCCUUCCGACCAAAAAAAAUAGUUCACCAAUAAUUGAUGACCAGUGAUGGUUUGAACCUAUUAACUAAUUAAAAGUACUGAGUAGAGUAUAUUCUAUCUCUGAUUGUGAAGCUAUAAUUCAGUACUUCAAAAUUAAAAAGGUUAGGUAUGCUUCUUCUUCUUCCUCUUUUUUAUGUCCAAAAAGAGUAAGAUUUAUUAGGUAUUGGGAUUUUCAAAAGCAUGCAGAGAUUUUCUAGCACUGUAUGGAGGGAAACAGGGAUUGGAAGACACAUCUCAAGCACACAAAUAUUGAAGUCAACACUAUACAAAGGUCCUGCAACAACUAUUACUCUUCUCUUCUUGUUCAUCGUCAUCUCUGGCAUACUCAUCUCUUCUUCUUGGAUCAAUUCUUCUACUCUUAUGGUUAGUAAUGAAAUUGAGAAAGCAAUAGUUAUCUCCAAAGAAAACAAAAAGAGAAUUGAAUUUCCACUCAACUGUUCCAAUGGAAAUCUUACUCAAACAUGUCCAUCCAAUUACCCUACAACAUUCAGAGUUGAAGAUGAUGAUGAGGCAUCAUCAAAUGAUUCGAAUUCUACAUGUCCGGAGUAUUUUCGUUGGAUUCAUGAAGACUUGAAGCCAUUUAAGGCGACUGGGAUCAGCAGAGACAUGGUGGAGAGAGCAAAGACGACGGCACAUUUUAGGGUGGUGAUAGUGAAAGGGAAGGUUUAUGUGGAGAAGUACAAGAAGUCAAUACAGAGUAGAGAUGUGUUCACUUUAUGGGGGAUUCUGCAGCUUCUGAGGAGGUACCCGGGGAUGUUGCCGGACUUGGAGUUGAUGUUUGACUGCAACGACAAGCCGGUCAUCAGAUCACGCGACUACCGUGAUCCUAAUGCCACUGCUCCACCACCAUUGUUUCGAUACUGUGGUGAUAGAUGGACCAUGGAUAUUGUCUUCCCUGAUUGGUCCUUCUGGGGUUGGGCUGAAAUAAACAUAAAGCCAUGGGAGAGUAUUCUGAAGGAGCUAAAAGAAGGCAACAAUAGGACCAAAUGGAUGGAAAGGGAACCAUUUGCCUACUGGAAAGGGAACCCUUUUGUUGCUGACACCAGGAAAGACCUCCUCAACUGUAAUGUCUCCGAUCAACGAGACUGGAAUGCUCGCCUAUUCGUACAGGAUUGGAUUCAGGAAUCUCAACAAGGCUUUAAGCAGUCAGACUUGGCAAGUCAAUGCACUUAUAGGUACAAGAUAUAUAUUGAAGGAUAUGCAUGGUCUGUAAGUGAGAAAUACAUACUAGCCUGUGAUUCAGUCACAUUGCUAGUAAGACCACGUUACUAUGACUUCUUCACAAGAAGUCUACAGCCGGUGCACCAUUACUGGCCGAUAAGAGAUAAUGACAAAUGCAGAUCCAUUAAAUUUGCUGUAGACUGGGGAAAUAAUCACAAACAAAAGGCACAGGCCAUUGGAAAAGCUUCAAGUGACUUCAUUCAAGAAGAGCUAAAAAUGGAUUACAUUUAUGAUUACAUGUUUCAUUUGUUAAACCAAUACGCGAAGCUGUUGAAAUUCAAGCCUGAAAUACCCGAAGGAGCAGUGGAGUUCUGCUUGGAGACCAUGGCAUGCUCUGCAGAAGGGACACAGAAGAAGUUUAUGACGGAAUCCAUGGUGAAAAGUCCUUCCAUUACAAGCCCAUGCACUAUGCCUCCUCCUUAUGAACCUCAAGUUUUCGGAGGCCUUGUUAGGAGAAAAGUCAAUGCAAUAAAACAAGUGGAGACAUGGGAGAAGAGAUAUUGGGAUAGUGUUAGUGAGAAGCAGUAGGGAUACCUUAGAUUUAUGGUAUGAGUGUGUACAAUUAUAUAGGAACUUACAUCUUUAUUUUAUUUUUAUUUUUGCCCGGCAAAUAACUUUUACAGUGCUCCUGGAGAGACUCGAGCCCUCCACUUUCUCCUUUGAAGGAAGAGAAUGUAUCACUAGACCAUAUGCCCUUGUGGUAAUUUACAAUAAUAUGGGAUUAAUGCUA
Cornus florida is the source of this 2078-nucleotide messenger RNA. RefSeq lists its product as uncharacterized. The transcript is spliced from 6 exons. The coding region runs from base 308 to 1876 and encodes 522 amino acids. Lineage: Eukaryota; Viridiplantae; Streptophyta; Magnoliopsida; Cornales; Cornaceae. The record is from RefSeq and is a predicted model, not a curated record.